This is a messenger RNA of Echinops telfairi (small Madagascar hedgehog), 3686 nucleotides long. It is a transcript of the gene MASP1, whose product is annotated as MBL associated serine protease 1. Bases 160 to 2346 code for a protein of 728 amino acids. Gene Ontology annotation, molecular function: serine-type endopeptidase activity; calcium ion binding. Gene Ontology annotation, cellular component: extracellular region; blood microparticle. The record is from RefSeq and is a predicted model, not a curated record. Gene Ontology annotation, biological process: complement activation; zymogen activation. Lineage: Eukaryota; Metazoa; Chordata; Mammalia; Afrosoricida; Tenrecidae. The transcript is spliced from 11 exons.
GGAAGGCGUGACCUGAAUGGAGAAUGCCAGCCAAUUCCAGAGACACACAGGGACCUCAGAACAAAGAUAAGGCAUCGCUGACAGCACACCGGGGACAAGCUCGCCUACAAGCCACACUGAGGACCGGGGCCAGGCAACCAGGACCCACUCAGGCAGAAAAUGAGGUGGCUUUUUCUUUAUCAUGCUCUGUGCUUCUCACUGCUGAAGGCGUCAGCCCACACCGUGGAGCUCAAUGACAUGUUUGGCCACAUCCAGUCGCCGGGCUAUCCAGACUCCUACCCCAGUGAUUCCGAAGUGACGUGGAAUAUCACUGUGCCAGAGGGAUUUCGGAUCAAACUGUACUUCAUGCACUUCGACUUGGAAUCGUCCUAUCUUUGUGAAUACGAUUAUGUGAAGGUAGAAACUGAAGACCAGGUGUUGGUGAGCUUCUGUGGCAGGGAGACCACGGACACAGAGCAGACCCCUGGCCAAGAACCAGUCCUCUCCCCUGGCUCCUUCAUGUCCAUCACUUUCCGAUCAGAUUUCUCCAAUGAGGAACGGUUCACGGGCUUUGAUGCGCACUACAUGGCUGUGGAUGUGGACGAGUGCACUGAGAGGGAGGAUGAGGAGCUGGCCUGUGACCACUACUGCCAUAACUACAUUGGUGGGUACUACUGUUCCUGCCGCUUUGGCUACCUCCUCCACACGGACAACAGGACCUGCCGAGUGGAAUGCAGCGACAACCUCUUUACCCAGAGGACCGGCGUGAUCACCAGCCCAGACUUCCCCAACCCUUAUCCCAAGAGCUCUGAAUGCUUCUACGCCAUCGAGCUAGAGGAGGGCUUCAUGGUCAGCCUGCAAUUUGAGGACAUUUUUGACAUUGAAGACCAUCCUGAGGUAUCCUGCCCCUACGAUUACAUCAAGAUUAAAGUUGGUUCAAAAAUACUGGGACCCUUCUGUGGAGAGAAAGCCCCAGAACCCAUCAAUACGCAGAGUCACAGCAUCCAGAUCGUGUUCCACAGUGAUAACUCGGGCGAGAACCGGGGCUGGAGGCUCUCGUAUAGAGCGGCAGGGAAUGAGUGCCCAGAGUUGCAGCCUCCUGUUCAUGGGAAAAUCGAGCCCGUGCAAGCCAAGUAUUUCUUCAAAGACCAAGUGCUCAUCCGUUGUGACACAGGCUACAAAGUGCUCAAGGAUGACGUGGAGAUGGACACAUUCCAGAUUGAGUGUCUGAAGGAUGGAUCAUGGAGUAACAGGAUGCCUACCUGUCAAGUGGCAGACUGCAGAGCGCCGGCGGAGCUGGAGCACGGGCUGGUCACCUUCAGCAGCAGUAGCAACCUCACCACGUACAAGUCUGAGAUUCGCUAUUCCUGCCAGCAGCCCUACUACAAGAUGCUCCACAACGCCACAGGCAUAUACACCUGUUCUGCUCAAGGCAUCUGGAUGAACAAAAUACUGGGGAGAAAGCUGCCCACCUGCCUGCCAGCAUGCGGUCAGCCCUCCCGUUCCCUGCCAAGCCUGGUCAAGCGGAUCAUUGGAGGCCGGAACGCAGAGCCUGGACUCUUCCCAUGGCAGGCUCUGAUAGUGGUGGAGGACACCUCCCGGGUGCCAAACGACAAGUGGUUUGGCAGUGGGGCCCUGCUGUCUGAGUCCUGGAUCCUAACAGCAGCCCACGUCCUGCGCUCCCAGCGCAGGGACAACACUGUGACCCCAGUCUCCAAGGAGCACAUCACUGUCUACUUGGGCCUGCAUGACGUGCGGGACAAGUCGGGGGCGGUCAACAGCUCAGCGGCCCGGGUCGUGCUCCACCCAGACUUCAACAUCCAGAACUACAACCAUGACAUUGCCCUGGUGCAGUUGCAGGAGUCUGUGCCCCUAGGGCCUCACGUCAUGCCUAUCUGCCUGCCAAGGCCUGAGCCGGAGGGCCCAGCACCCCACAUGCUGGGUCUGGUGGCUGGCUGGGGCAUCUCCAAUCCUAAUGUGACAGUAGAUGAGAUCAUCAGCAGUGGCACACGAACUCUGUCAGAUGUCCUGCAGUAUGUCAAGUUACCCGUGGUGCCACACGCCGAAUGCAAAACCAGCUACGAGUCCCGCUCCGGCAACUACAGCGUCACAGAGAACAUGUUCUGUGCGGGUUACUACGAGGGUGGCAAGGACACGUGCCUUGGGGAUAGCGGUGGGGCCUUUGUCAUCCUUGAUGACUUAACCCAGCACUGGGUGGCCCAAGGUCUGGUGUCCUGGGGGGGUCCUGAAGAAUGUGGCAGCAAGCAGGUCUAUGGGGUCUACACCAAAGUCUCCAACUAUGUGGACUGGGUGUGGGAGCAGAUGGGCUCCCAGCAGGGUCUUAGGGAGCUCCAGGUGGAGCGGUGAGCUACUUCUGUCCACAGGGCCAGCCUGCCCUGCCCCAGCCCCAAGUGAGGCUGCAUCCCACCCUCCAGAUAGUGCACUCCAGGUUAUUUGCCAGCAUAAAGGGAAUGGAGCAAACUGGCCCCACAGGGCUUGGAUCUUCCAAAUAUGGCCCCGGGGCCCCUGAGAGGCAGCAGUGUGGGAUAGGAGAAAGGCUCUGCACAAGAGGCCUGGCUGUAGGACCCUGGGCAAGUCCCUCGCUGGGCCCUCCUCUCCCCGCCAGCACAGGGAUGCCUGGUUGACCUUGGACCCAGCUCCAGCACUCCUCUCUGGGCCACACUUGAUCUCAGUGGCUUUGACUCACUCCUUGUCGCUGAGCAAACCCUUUGGUCCCGCUAUUGAUAUAACUGAGAAUUGAACCUGAGUAUUAUCAAAUGUGUCCUCACGUUAAACUAAACUCUUGUGUCCGUAUUUUCUUAGCUCUGCUCUGUGAACUCCCAUCAUCUAGCACUCCCUCUAAGAGAAUACUGGUCAGGUGUUAAGAAAGGUGGGGGGGCAUACCCUCUAGUUUAAUGCCUUCGAAUGUGGGGUUCUCUCCAAAAGACUUUCUUCAUUGAAGACAUUUCAAAGGACCAAGAAAUCCGAGAAGACUUGGAGAAACUGGGAAUAGUGGCGAAAAGUUUCCCACCCCCUUCAAUUCCUGCUGUCAAUUCAGAACAUGUCAUUAGAGACCAUAUGCCAUUCUCAACUACAAGCUGACAGCCUGAGAAACCAACCCCAGUGGCCUCAGACAAGGAUCUGUCAGUCUUGCCUCGAAAUGUGUUCCCUGAAUAGGCUACGGCAGCCCAGAUGUGGGACAUGGCCAGACUGCACCGGAGAACGCCCACCCUGAGCGCUGGUGGGCGUCUAGGCAGGAAAGCGGUUGAGGACAUUGGGAGACACCAAGACCCCACCUGAGCUCUGCAGGAAACCCACCAGCACCGAAGUUCAGAAGGAUCCAGGGACCCAAGUUCAUGGAAGCAGAGAUCCAAAAGUGAAAGGCAAUGAAAAGAGGCAAAGAGGCCACAGUCUUGGGUUGUGACACCCCACCCCCACCCCCCGGCCUGGCACUGCCCCUAGUGGUUGUGUAACUUUGGACUUUGCCACUCUGGGUCUCGGUUUCCCCACCUGUAAAAAGUAGGCAUUUUUCGAACUCCGUCAUUCCAUGUUUUCCUGGAAGCUUCUCCCGGGCUUUCACAGGACUGAUUAUCGUCCUCUUCCUUGCAUCUAGGAUUCUUUAUCGUAGAAAAAACUCCGCCAGAGAGUCCUCGAGGAGGGAUUCCAAGAAAACCAUCGGGAAACGUCCACGCUUCCAGUUGGCUCAC